AUGUCUCAACCCAAGCUAGAGCUGCCCUCGGGGCAGACGUCGGUGUCGGUCAAGAUGAUCAACCCGGUCAACUUUGGACCAGCAAUUCUCAAGAGAUUCAUGGCACCAGACGUACCAGGCCUCGAGACCUUCCCCACCUCUCCAUCAUUGUCCUUCCUCAUUGAACACCCCUCUGGUCGCAAACUGGUCUGGGAUUUGGGCAUUCGGAAGGAUUACGCCAACUACGCUCCCACCAUUGCCGGUUAUAUUCCAACAACGGGCUACAAAAUUGAGGUCACCAAGAGCGUGGCGGAAAUUCUCGAGGAAAACGGCAUAGCGGCAAAGGAGAUUGAGGCUGUAAUUUGGAGUCACUGGCACUGGGACCACAUUGGCGACCCAUCUACUUUCCCCCCUACUACGGACCUGGUUGUCGGUCCAGGUUUCAAGGAUGCCAUGUUGCCGGGUGCGCCGGCCAACCCUGACUCGCCCUUGCUGGAGAGUGACUAUACGGGCCGUAACCUGAGGGAAAUCUCAUUCAACAGUACUGACGCUCGGCAUCUCAAAAUUGGUGAAUUCCCAGCUUUUGACUACUUCGGAGACGGGUCGUUCUACCUGCUGGAUAGUCCUGGACACGCUGUUGGUCAUCUCUGUGGGUUGGCCCGUACAACGACAUCACCCGCGACGUUUAUCCUCAUGGGUGGCGAUGUUUGUCACUAUGCCGGGAUCAUGAGACCCUCAGAGUAUCUCCCCGUACCCCAGUCCAUCUCACCACACCCUUGCCGCCCGCAGGAUUGUAACAGCAUGCUGUGCCCGGGCGGCGCUUGGGAUGAUUUGCAGCGAUCUCGAGGCCGGCAGCCCACUGACUCCCUUUACGUGGCCACGUUCGGACUAGACGUGCCUUUGGCCAUGCGAACCAUCGGGUCACUGCAGCAACUUGACUGCAAUGACAACGUCUUCGUGAUCAUUGCACAUGACUCAACGGUUAGAGAUGCCGUCCCUCACUUUCCUCUGGACCUGAAUGAGUGGAAGAAGAACGGAUGGGGCAAGGCUGUGAAAUGGGCCUUUCUUCGAGAUCUGAAAGUAUACUGGGAGUCAAAGGGCCUCGCUUAG
This is a messenger RNA of Verticillium alfalfae VaMs.102, 1089 nucleotides long. Its product is annotated as metallo-beta-lactamase superfamily protein. Bases 1 to 1089 code for a protein of 362 amino acids. NCBI's taxonomy places the organism in Eukaryota, Fungi, Ascomycota, Sordariomycetes, Glomerellales, Plectosphaerellaceae. The record is from RefSeq and is a predicted model, not a curated record. The transcript is spliced from 3 exons.